Hippopotamus amphibius kiboko is the source of this 3031-nucleotide messenger RNA. RefSeq names its product transmembrane protein 229B (gene TMEM229B). The record is from RefSeq and is a predicted model, not a curated record. NCBI's taxonomy places the organism in Eukaryota, Metazoa, Chordata, Mammalia, Artiodactyla, Hippopotamidae. The coding region runs from base 875 to 1450 and encodes 191 amino acids. The transcript has 8 exons.
CCAUUGAGUUGGGGCGAUAAGACUUGGUCACUGAAAGGUAAAGGACACCUUCUAGGGCAUCUGGAUGUGUUGAAGGAGAAGCAGAUGGACAGGCUCGGCUGCUCAUUUACAAAUAAGCUGCUCAGAGGAUGGACUAAGGACGAAUGGAAGCUACCCCCCGCCCCCGCUAGCUGAAGAUCCGUGGAGCCCUGGGGCUGAUGCUUGCCCGCACUGUUGAGAACGGCACCGAGGCCCAGCCAGGCACCAGGACAGAGGUUAACCUGGGACACCCCUGGACAGUGAUCCUGAUGUCUGUUCAGAACCGCGCACUCAAGGGUGUGAUAAGUGAAAAUUCCCGGAGUCGUGGUGCUGCGGCACCUUAGCUUCCUGGAACAAGAUGGGGAUUUCUGGCGAAACCAAGAACAAUCAUCCCAUCUGGUUUUGCUUCCAACCCACCUUGGACUUUUAUGGCAUUCUCUUCGCUCCUCUCAACCGCUCACUCAGCUCUCUGCCACCCUAAGGAAUAGCUCAGCAGGUUCCAAGAGCAGCAGGAGAAAGAAGCAACGUCCUGUGAGCUGCUGGUUCCUCUUGAUGCAAGUCUGCCUGGGGCUCGGAUCCCUGGGCCCAACAAAGAGUGUGAGCUGCCAUCCUGGCUGACGACACUGUCUCAUAUCUCCGUCCCUGUCCUCACCCCUGCCUCCUGGCCCCAGCCAGGUCUCCCCCAUUCAUCUUCCGUGGACCAGUCCAGGCCUCCUCAGACGCGGCCUGACCUCGCCUAGCGCUUCUGCCCUUGCUGUGAGAAGACCAUACCAGGGCUAGUCCACUGGGCCCAGGAGAGGGACAAGAGGCAAGUGGAGCAGAGCCAUCCCAGCCAAGCACAGGACAGAGCCCCCAUAUGACUCCCAGUCUCGUGACUGAGGCCAGCCAAGAUCUGCCAACCCACAGGCACCCGGCCCCAGUCGGCGCCAUGGCUUCCGCCGAGCCCCUGACGGCGCUGUCCCGCUGGUACCUGUACGCCAUCCACGGCUACUUCUGCGAGGUGAUGUUCACGGCGGCCUGGGAGUUCGUGGUGAACUUUAACUGGAAGUUCCCGGGGGUCACGAGCGUGUGGGCGCUCUUCAUCUACGGCACGUCCAUCCUCAUCGAGGAGCGCAUGUAUCUGCGCCUGCGCGGCCGCUGCCCGCUGCUGGUGCGCUGCCUCAUCUACACGCUCUGGACCUACCUGUGGGAGUUCACCACCGGCUUCAUCCUGCGCCAGUUCAACGCCUGCCCCUGGGACUACUCGCAGUUCGACUUCGACUUCAUGGGCCUCAUCACCCUGGAGUACGCCGUGCCCUGGUUCUGCGCGGCCCUCAUCGUGGAGCAGUUCAUCAUCCGCAACACCCUCCGCCUCCGCUUUGACAAGGACGCCGAGCCCGGGGAGCCCAGCGGCCCCCUGGCCCUGGCCAACGGCCACGUCAAGACUGACUGAGGGGGGGGGGGGGGCUGCUGGGUGGGGCCCCGGGGGCUCUCAUGGAUCCUGUGCACGAGGGGACCAGGCUGGUGGAAUCGCCCUCUCUGCACAGCACAAGCCCCACCCCGUAGGGCGCGCAGAGCCCCCCGCCCUGCACUGUGGGCGGGGUCGGGGUGUGGUCAGGUGUUGGGGGCGGGGUUGGCGGCGGCAGAGGAGGGGUCCGUGGAUCUCGGCCCAGCUCCCGAGCUGCAGGCGGCAGGCCCGUGGCUACGCGGCGGCUAGACUCCGUGGGUGACUUUGGAAGCAGCAGGCCCUGUCCUGGCUAAGGGACUCUGAGAAUGGGGUAGAAGGUGAGAGUUAAGGCCUGAGGAGGCUUUGGGCUGCUAAAGCGGCCACCUCCCUCCCUCUCACCUGGUUUAGUUGGGCUUUGGCUGGUUCCAUUAGGCAAUAUUCAGGUGCUUGCUUGCAACCAAUACCUCCCCCAGGGCCUGCUGAGCUGCAGCCUAAGAAGAGACUGGGCAGCCAGGAGGCUGCUGGGCCGGAGUGCUGGUCUGCAAGGGCUGGGAGGCCUUCCCUUGGCUCCUCUCCCCUCCCCCAGGGUCCCACGCUCCUCCCUUGGCCUUCUGGGGCUCCCCCCCUGGUGCUGGAUUCCCACCAACCUGGGGCUUUUGGAAGUUUCAAUCCCUGUGUGUUCGGUGGCGUUUCCCCCUUUUCUCUUAUUUUCAACACCUUUACCACUAGCAGCCCCUUUAUCCACGUCAGCCACCCCACCGGCCCCCACCCUUGACUCCCUGGCCAACACAGCAGCUGCCAGAGAGAGAACCUGAGCAGACGCCUCCCACCCUCUUGCAGCAUUCCCUCCACUAUUUCUGCUGGCCUGAUUCCUGGGACGUUCCCUGUUAUGCCUCCCCACCUCCCUGGUCUGGGGGGCUAUGGCAGUGCCCCUGGUGCUCACCUCCCUGCAGUGGCUAAACACCAACGAUACCCCCAACGCACAGUCAGGCCAAGAUGGGCCCCACGGAUCCACAAUGGGGACCUAGAGACAAAUCAGUUUGAGGGGGGAGGUGGGCAGGAAAGGCACCUGACUGGUUUAUUUUCAAACCAGCUGGGGCAAUCUAGCUUUCCAAGGGGUGGAGGAGCAGGUAUCCAGUGUUGGAGAGUCAUGGAGAUUGAGUGAGGGAGAAAAAAAAGCCUUUCAACUUUGGGAGGGUCCUCAAAGCAUCCUCAGUGGGAAUGGGUCAGUUCUGGUUCUGCCAUAACCCCAGCCCUGCCGCAAAACCUCCUUGGGGCUACCCCUCCUCGCCCCUCCCAGGAAGACGGACCCGUUGAGCUUGAUCCUUAAACAGUAUUAACUCUGCCAUGCUCAUGGGCAUUGUCAUCUCGGUUGCCCCACCUUCCCCAGUGACAGGUCCAUUGCUGGCAGUGGACAGGUGAAAUCCUAACUCCAGCCCACUUCCAGCUCUGCCCCCCUCCCCGAGGGGAGGGAUCCGUCAGAACGCAGCCCAUCCCAUGGUACAUGGUCUCUUCUUGACCACACUAGGACUCUUCAGUAGAAAUUAGCCUUUCCCUUUUUAUAGAACAUUAAAAGUGAUAAUACCA